CGAGGGAGAACACACGAGAUGCAAAGCCAGAGCAGAGUGUUGAAGUCCAGCAGAAGACCUCUGUGUGAACUUCUCCAAGUCCCUUUGUCCUCAUCCUCAUCACUUGGGAUCCAACUUCAACACAUUGCCUCCACCUUAAAAUCGGAAAGUUGAAUUUGUUUGAAGAGCAACACAAAAGUGGCCAUGAACGCCACGGGCUUCAACAGGACAGGAGGGCAUGCUGUGCUGCAACCUGUCAUCCGUGGUGAGCGACGAAGGCUUGGCGGCCGCCUCCCCCGAAGAAAGGAGCCUGUUCGUCAUGCGGGUGGUGCAGAUCGCCGUCAUGUGCGUGCUGUCCCUCACUGUGGUCUUCGGCAUCUUCUUCCUGGGCUGCAACCUGCUCAUCAAGUCGGAGGGCAUGAUCAACUUCUUGGUGACAGACAGGAGACCGUCAAAAGAGGUCGAGGCGGUCAUUGUUGGGGCAUACUGAACUAAAAUCCCUGGAUCGGGACUCGGGAGUUGGGACCCCUGUCCGUGCACAAUGAGAUUAACCCAGGAGGUAAAAACAGGUCCCUACCUUGGGGCUGUUGUUGUUGUUUUUUUUGGAGGCCUAUUUGUUUAUAUACCGUAUUCAUUGUUGUAAUGUCACCAUAGUUGCAGUCCUUGUUAUCAUUAGAUAUGUUGGUGGCUAGGGAGCAUCAUGUAAAUAUGUACUGUAUGUUUUGCAUACAAUGAGCACAAGUGUGUCUGUGUGUGUGUGUGUGUGUG
Messenger RNA from Phycodurus eques (leafy seadragon), 747 nucleotides. It is a transcript of the gene rprma, whose product is annotated as reprimo, TP53 dependent G2 arrest mediator candidate a. NCBI's taxonomy places the organism in Eukaryota, Metazoa, Chordata, Actinopteri, Syngnathiformes, Syngnathidae. The coding region runs from base 218 to 469 and encodes 83 amino acids. The record is from RefSeq and is a predicted model, not a curated record. The transcript has a single exon.